Messenger RNA from Betta splendens (Siamese fighting fish), 3751 nucleotides. Its product is annotated as GTPase IMAP family member 8-like. The coding region runs from base 131 to 3610 and encodes 1159 amino acids. Gene Ontology annotation, molecular function: GTP binding. The transcript has 8 exons. The record is from RefSeq and is a predicted model, not a curated record. Lineage: Eukaryota; Metazoa; Chordata; Actinopteri; Anabantiformes; Osphronemidae.
CCACGGCGGCGCGUCUACCCUAAAGUUCGGACUAUGAGCGCACUGUUUUUUCUCGCCUUCUCUUUUGACGGAGGAAGAAGCAGCGACUCAUGACGGGGACGCCAGACACGUGAAAAACAGCAGUGGCAUCAUGGCAGCUGCGGCAUCAGGCACUGACCAUGAAGAACCCAGGAAACGCAGAUGCAGCCUUGAUAUUCCACCUGGCCUGCGUGAGCUGAGCGUGGUGCUGCUGGGGAACAGCUGGCCUCUGAGGAGGCAGGUGGGGAACGUGCUGCUGGGAGAGACUGUGUUUGACGCUCAUGAAGCUCCAGGUCACUGUCUGAGGGUCAGUGGACCCAUAGAGGAGAAAAAGAUGGUGGUCGUCAUCACCCCAGACCUGCUGCAUCCUGACGUCUCUGAGGACAAACUGACUCAACUUGUAGAACACUGUGCUCCAGGACCUCACGUGUUCCUGCUGGUUCUGCAGCCUGAAGACCUGACUGAGCCUCAGUCUGAGAGGCUUCGGUCCGUCCUUCAACGGUUUGGGGAUGGAUCAUUUGCUCGUUCACUGGCUCUGAUAUCGGCAUCCGGAGAAGAGAGCGACCUGCAGCGUCGCCUGGUCACAGACCUGAAGAACAGAUGUAGACACAGUUUGGUUUGGAAGGAAGAACAUCAACGUCCAGAGCUGUUGGUGAUCAUGGAGCAAACAGUGAAGGAGAACGAUGCAGACAGUGAAAGUCUGGAACAAGGAGAAGCAGCCGAUGUUGGACCUGCUGGAGGUUUCUGGAAUUUUGGACAUAAAUUGUUCACCUCUAUAACGUCAUACAUCCCAUCAUCAGUGAAGAGAACAACUACUCAGUUUUCUGACCUCAGGAUUGUGUUGGUGGGAAAAAGUGAAGACAAAAAAAUAAGACUCUGUAACUUCAUCAUUGGAAAGGAAGUUUUUCAUUUAAAACUACCCUCAUUCAGACCAUCAUCGUGUGUAGCUGUCUGUGGAAACUGGAGAGGAAAAUCAGUAACUGUGGUCAAAACCCUGGAUCUGUUCAGUUUGUCUGAGGCGGCGCUGAGAGAAGAGGUGAAGAGCUGCACCAGACUUUGUUCACCAGGACCAAAUGUUCUGCUGCUCUUAGUGAAACCAUCUGACUUUAAGAAACAGGACCAUUCCAAACUGAAGCUCAUCCUCAGUUUGUUUGGUCAAGAUGCUAUAAAACACUCAAUAAUCAUCACAACAGGCAAGAAGGAAGAAGCUGGAUUCACUGAGCUGCUCCAGGAAUGUGGAGGACGACGAUACGACAUGUCAGACAAAGACCAUCAACGGCUGAUGGAGCUGAUCCAGAAAACUGCUGAUGAGAACAGAGGAACCAUCCUCACCUUUACUGAAGAGACCACAAGACCAGAACCUGACCCAUUCACACCAGUUCUGAACCUGGUUCUGCUGGGUAGCAGAACUAGGCCCGCAGCCGAGGCCAUUCUGGGUCAGACUGCGCUGGGUUCAGCCUCCAGCUCCUCCCACUGUGUCAAACGUCAGGGAGAGGUGUGUGGACGUCGGGUUUCUCUGGUGGAGCUGCCUGCGUUGUCUGGAAAAGCUCCGGAGACGGUGAUGGAGGAGUCGUUCAGGUGCGUCUCCCUCUGUGACCCUGAGGGCGUCCAUGCCUUCCUCCUGGUCCUGCCUGUGGCUCCCCUCACUGAUGAAGACAAGGCAGAGCUAGAGAGCAUCCAGAACACGUUCAGCCCUGGAGUCAACGCCUUCACCAUGAUCCUGUUCACUUUGUACUCAGAUCCUAGACACUCAGCUGUUACUGACUUUGUCAGAGGGAACAGAGACGUCCAGGAGCUGAGUCAGAGAUACUUUAUUCUCAACCUCAGGGACAAGCAGCAGAUCCCUGAGCUGAUGGAAGCUGUGGAGAAGAUAAGACAGGCCACAGAUAAACCGUCAAGCUAUACAACAGCCUUGUUUGCACAUACGCACGUUAACAAAAUCUCCAGGCUACAGACUGAACUUGAUAAGCUGAGAUCUGGAAACAUCGAUUGUGAUGAAGAGGAACAGAACCCAGAGUCUCUGAGGAUUGUGCUGAUAGGGAAGACUGGCUGUGGAAAAAGCUCCUCAGGAAACACUAUCCUAGGAAGGCGGCAGUUUAAAGCCAUGACAAGUCAAACAUCAGUCACCAAAGAAUGUCAGAAAGCUCAGGGUGAGGUGGACGGUCGUCCUGUGGUUGUGGUCGACACUCCUGGUCUGUUUGACACCACUUUAUCCAAUGAAGAGGUUAACGAGGAGCUGCUUAAAUGCAUCAGUCUCUUGGCUCCAGGGCCACACGUCUUCCUGUUGGUGGUACAGAUUGGUCGACUCACACCAGAGGAGCAGAAGACAUUAAAACUUAUUAAAGACAGUUUUGGAAACAGUUCAGAAAAGUUCACCAUUGUUCUUUUAACUGGAAAAGAUAAACUGGACAAUGAUCAAGUGUCCGUUGAUGAGUACAUGAUGGAAGGACAUGAUUCCUUCAAGAAGUUGAUCGCUGACUGUGGAGGAAGAUUUCAUGUGUUUAAUAACUGUGAUAAACAAAACCGUGAACAAGUCACUGAGCUGAUGAACAAGAUCGACACCAUGGUGAGGAAAAAUGAAGGCAGCUGCUUCACCAACCAGAUGCUGCAAGAGGCUGAAGCAGCGAUAAAGAAAGAAGUGGAGAGAAUCCUGAAGGAGAAAGAAGAAGAGAUGCAGAGAGAAAAGGAAGAACUGGAAAGGAAACUAAAAAUAACAGCAGAGGAACAGAAAACACAAAUUGAACAUGAGAGAAAACUGAAAGACAGAGAACUUAAAGAUUUAAAGGAAAACAUUGACAGGGAGCGUGCAGAGAGAAAGAGUGAACAGGAGAAGAGAGAAGCUGAAGAGAAAGAAAGGAAAACUCAAGAAGAACAUCAGCAACAGGAGUGGAAAGAAAAACUGGAAGCCUUAAAAAAACAGGUCAAAUCUGAAUCAGAGCUGGAGGAACAAAGAGAGGUGAUUAGAAAAGAGCAAGAGGAGUGGGAGAAAAAACAAAGAGACUGGUGGGAAGAACGAAAACUAGAAGAUGAACGCAGACAACAGAAGGAGAAAGAACUUAAAGACCUUGUGGAACAAUAUGCUCAAGAGAAGGAAGAAUCUGAGAGGAAAAGAAAAGAAGAGGAUGAAAUACGAAAGCAACAGGAGGAAAAGGAGCGAAAAGAACUGGAGGAGACAUAUAAGAUGAAACUGGAGAAGAUGAGAAAGACUUAUGAAGAGGAGGCCAGGAGGCAGGCUGAAGACCACAAUGAAUUUAAAGUCAAAUACAGAAACGAUCUAGCAGCUAUGAAGCAGGAGCACAAGACACGCCUGAAAGACAAAGAUGAAAAGUACGACCUGUUGAAGGCACUUUCCCUUUAUAAUACACAACAACACAGGAAGGAGAUCAAUGAUUUUGUGAGAUGUGUGAGUAAAAACAGUAAAAACCUGAAAACCAUCAAAGACCUGUUGACAACACAUGAAAACCGAAUGAAGAAGGCAACAGAUGAAGCAGAAAAAGAAAACCUGCAGAUGAUUCACCAAAGAGAAAUGAGUGACAUGAUAGAAGAUCUUCUAAUUGAAACUGAGACAAAAUCUUUUUGUGGCAUUAUGUGAGAUAAACAUUUUUUAUUUGAAACUAAACGUUUGGCUGUGGUCAGAUUACAUUUAAAACGUGUCUGUCAGUAUAUUGACUUGAUUUAUUUAAAUAUCACAAGCUGAUGUGAAAUCAGUAAAGAAUAAAUCUGUUGAGCUGAA